Messenger RNA from Helicoverpa armigera (cotton bollworm), 1337 nucleotides. RefSeq lists its product as uncharacterized. The transcript is spliced from 2 exons. Gene Ontology annotation, cellular component: nucleus. The record is from RefSeq and is a predicted model, not a curated record. NCBI's taxonomy places the organism in Eukaryota, Metazoa, Arthropoda, Insecta, Lepidoptera, Noctuidae. The coding region runs from base 101 to 1318 and encodes 405 amino acids. Gene Ontology annotation, biological process: positive regulation of Notch signaling pathway.
GUGUAUUUGUUGUUUAUGAAAUGUAGGUUAGGAAAUAUUGUAAAAACAAUUUGUAUAUAACGCUAUUAUUUGUAUUCAUAAGUACGUAUGGUAAUUUAUAAUGCCGGAACCAUGGAACAGUUCAACUCUAUUACCACCACCAGUAAAUAUGUUUCUGUGUACAUCAAAAUUUGAUGUCUCAGCCUUAAAACACGUAUUCAAUAACAUCACAAAGGUGUUAUCGAAACAGUCGCCACUGCACCAAGAAAGUGCUAUUUGCUCAAGAUUUUUAUACAAAUAUGAUAAGAAAUUCCGCAAUGAUAUAGGUUACCGGAAUUUGAGGAAAGUAAACACAGCUCUCAAGAAGUAUUUGGCACUAAAUCUAUUGAAGGAUGUAGAAAACUUUUCACUAGCUAUACCAACAGAGAAAGAUGAUGAUCUAUAUUUGCCUACAAGACAGAUGCUACAAUAUGUUAUAUUAAGAGUGAUGGCAUUUGCAAAAAUAAUGUUGAGGAUUUGUGUUUGCUCUAAACAAGCUGCAGUGUUCUAUUUGGACAGGAUAAAGAGAGGUGAGAGUCACUGGAUGAGCGUAUUGCCAUAUGCGCUCUUGUGUAGACUGUGGUCAAUGAGUAUGGUACUCCUGCAACAUUCAGCAUCCUGGUACCCCAACCUGUAUCACUAUUUAAAUAAACUUGAAUUAAAAGGCUUGAAUUUUCUACCAGACAACUAUGAAUUACCAAAAGACUUUGAAGAAUGGUUGGACUUGAAACAUGUUGAUGAGAUUGGUAGAUUUGAUUGGGCCCAAAAGAAACACAUUGAGAUUGAUAACACCUUAAUUGAUGGGGAUGACAAUGACCUCAUAGAUAAUAUAAUGGGCUAUAUAAAUCAAUUUGAUGAAGAUAAUAUGGACAUUGAUGAGAAAACAGAGGAAACUAAACCAUCGCUGCAAGAUAUUAAACCUGUGUUGCAGGAAAUUCAACCAGUGUUACCUGUGACAAAAAUAGACCAUGGUGUUGCAUUAUCAAGAGAAAGUUUCAAAUUACUUCUAAACUCCAGUAACAAUACUGCACCUGAGAAAAGUACACCUCCUGUUGUGAAAGAACAACAGGUACAUUCUCAUGAAAAAAUAACCAAUACUAUGUCUCUAAAGAAAUUUAUUGACACAGAAGAAAAGUUCAGAAAUGAAUCAGAUAGCAAAUCUCUGACCGGCCACUUGAGCCUCAUGCAAUGGCAUGCUCUCAAGAAUGCUUUGACCAAACUAUGUGACACAGCUCCCAACAGGAAAAUAGACAAGAAAUUCCAAAAGAUAUGGAAACAAAAAUGUUUAGAUUAUAUAUAAUAAAAGCUUUUAUUAAUAA